Punctularia strigosozonata HHB-11173 SS5 is the source of this 417-nucleotide messenger RNA. RefSeq lists its product as uncharacterized. The annotation marks the transcript as partial. Lineage: Eukaryota; Fungi; Basidiomycota; Agaricomycetes; Corticiales; Punctulariaceae. The transcript has a single exon. The record is from RefSeq and is a predicted model, not a curated record.
AUCAAGCUGCCCAAUUCCGUCCUCGACGGUUGCGAAUCCUCAUUCAAGGCCGCGGACGAAGCGCGCAAGAAGGCGAGCACUCAAUUCUUCGACGACACUGCGCUUAUGGCUCUCGUAUGCCGUCAUGAUCGCGUUCUCUGGCUUGCGAACAUGACCAGCGCAGGCGAACGUCAGCAUUAUGCCAUUGCACUCCUUGACAAGUUCUUCCGCCACGUGCCGGCAACAUUCCGUGCGGGUGUGUUAUACGACAUAGGCUGUCAGUUGCAUCGAAGCUGUUAUAAGUGGGACCUCCUACCAGAUUACCGCGACCGCAUAGUGUUCACGAUCUCGGUGUUCCACGCGUUUGGCCACCAAUGGCUAUGUCAAAUCAUAUACCACCCGCGAAAGUGUGCGUGUUUUGGCCUUUCAGAUGGAGAA